Messenger RNA from Rhea pennata, 5049 nucleotides. It is a transcript of the gene CANX, whose product is annotated as calnexin. Gene Ontology annotation, biological process: protein folding. Gene Ontology annotation, cellular component: endoplasmic reticulum membrane; endoplasmic reticulum. The transcript is spliced from 15 exons. The coding region runs from base 86 to 1900 and encodes 604 amino acids. NCBI's taxonomy places the organism in Eukaryota, Metazoa, Chordata, Aves, Rheiformes, Rheidae. Gene Ontology annotation, molecular function: calcium ion binding. The record is from RefSeq and is a predicted model, not a curated record.
AGGUGAAAGCGGAGGAGGGGAAGGGAGGCCCGGGGGCGCGCGGGGCUGCGGCGGUUGGCGCUGUCGGGGGGCGCGCGGCGAGAUCAUGGAGCUGAAAUGGCUACUGUGUGUGACACUGCUGGCUCUUGGAAUUCUUGCUGUCCAAGCACAUGAUAUGGAAGAUGACAAUGAUGGUGAUGAUGUAGUUGAUAUCGAGGAUGACUUGGAUGAUGGCAUUGAGGAGGCAGAAGAGUCAAAGUCUGAAACUAGUACUCCUCCUCCAACUCCAAAGGUUACUUACAGGGCCCCUGUUCCAACAGGCGAAGUCUAUUUUGCAGAAAACUUUGAUAAAGGAACUCUGGAUGGAUGGAUCCUUUCCAAAGCAAAGAAAGAUGAUACAGAUGAUGAGAUUGCCAAAUAUGAUGGUAAAUGGGAAGUCCAAGAUAUGAAGGACACUAAGCUUCCAGGAGACAAAGGGCUUGUACUAGUAACCAGAGCCAAACAUCACGCAAUUUCAUCCAAGCUUUCAAAGCCCUUUGUAUUUGAUACCAAACCCCUUAUUGUACAAUAUGAAGUCAACUUCCAAAAUGGAAUAGAGUGUGGUGGGGCCUAUGUGAAAUUACUUUCAAAAACCCCUGAACUGAACCUGGAUCAAUUCCAUGACAAAACUCCAUAUACAAUCAUGUUUGGCCCUGAUAAAUGCGGAGAGGACUAUAAAUUGCACUUCAUCUUUCGGCACAAGAACCCAAAGACUGGUAAAUAUGAGGAGAAGCAUGCAAAGCGUCCUGAUGCGGACCUGAAGACCUACUUUACUGAUAAGAAGACCCACCUUUACACACUGGUCUUGAAUCCUGAUAACAGUUUUGAAAUACUGGUUGAUCAAACGGUUGUCAACAGUGGGAAUUUGUUAAAUGAUAUGUCUCCUCCUGUGAAUCCACCUCGAGAGAUUGAGGACCCAAAUGACCAGAAGCCUGAGGACUGGGAUGAGAGACCAAAAAUUCCAGACUCGGAUGCUGUUAAACCAGAUGACUGGGAUGAAGAUGCUCCUGCAAAGAUUCCAGAUGAAAAUGCUGUGAAACCAGAGGGUUGGCUGGAUGAUGAGCCAGAAUAUGUAGCAGACCCUGAUGCUGAGAAACCAGAGGAUUGGGAUGAGGAUAUGGAUGGUGAAUGGGAGGCACCUCAGAUUGCAAAUCCAAAAUGUGAGACAGCCCCUGGCUGUGGUACCUGGCAGCGACCUAUGAUUGACAAUCCAAACUACAAAGGCAAAUGGAAGCCUCCAAUGAUCGAUAAUGUGAACUAUCAGGGUAUAUGGAAACCUAGGAAGAUCCCAAAUCCAGAUUUCUUUGAAGAUUUGGAACCUUUCAAGAUGACUCCAUUUAGUGCUGUGGGACUUGAGCUGUGGUCAAUGACUUCUGACAUCUUUUUUGACAAUUUUAUUAUCUGUACUGAAAGAGCUGUGGCUGAUGACUGGGCCAGUGAUGGAUGGGGACUGAAAAAAGCAGCUGAUGGUGCUGCUGAGCCUGGUGUUGUGGGCCAGAUGAUGGCAGCUGCUGAAGAGCGUCCCUGGCUUUGGGUAGUCUACAUCCUCACUGUGGCUUUGCCAGUGUUCCUUAUUGUCCUUUUCUGCUGUUCUGGGAAGAAGCAGCCAAGUGCUGCAGAAUACAAAAAGACAGAUGCUCCUCAACCUGAUGUGAUGAAUGAAGAGAAAGAGGAAGAAAAAGACAAAGAGGAGAAGGAGGAGGAGGAGGAAGAAGCAAAUGAGGAAAAGCUAGAAGAGAAGCAGAAAAGUGAUGCUGAUAUAGGAAGUGCUAGUCAAGAGGAGGAGGAGGAAGAGGAGGAGGAAGAGGACAGGAAACAUGCAUCAGAGGAGGAGGAGACUGUGAAUAGAUCACCCAGAAACAGAAAGCCAAGAAAAGAUUGAAAAAAAUAAUCAUAAGAACUUGAUCUGUAAUUUUUUUCCAAACUUGGUUCUGGGAGAGGACCUUGGACACCUUACAUUGAAACUUGGACAAACCUCAAGAUCUCACCAUCCACAGGUUCCAGUUACACUAUCCAAUGUAAUGGAGUGUCUAGCAGUAAAAUCUUUGCAAUCAUCUGUUUUAAAGAACAUCAUUCCUGUAGAAAGAAUGCAUUUAAUAUAAUGGGCUGUGGAUUUUGGAAUGUAACAUAACUAACCUUUUCAUUUUGGUUUUAAAUGCUUUUUUUUGUUGUUGUUGUUUGGUAGAACUUUGCCAGUCUCAACCCAUGGCUUAAUUUAAUAUAUUAUUAAUUAGUGAAAAAUAACAAUGAAAAUCUUGAAAAUGCUAGAUGUUAAAAAUGCGGUUUUAUAACUAGUUUUUUUACAAACAUGUAAAUUCCUAAAUGCACCAGUGUCUUGAUAUCCCUUAAUUUGAUAAUUAUGCUUAAAGAGAAGUUGUCAAUAUAGUUGACAACCCCUCUUCCUUCAAAGCAAAAAAUAAAACUGGGAGCAGGGUGGGAUGUAUUGGAAAACUAGUAGUUAAAUUUCAUAAUCAACUUUGCUCUUUUGUGAGGGAGGGGGAAGAGGAAAGGGUGGAAGGAAGGGGGUUAGUCGUAUGGAAUAUGAACAUUGUCUGCGGCUAAAGCAGAUUUAAGUGUUAACAAAUGAUCUAGGAUUUGGAGUAGGUCAUCUUAGUAUGGCAUUUAAUCCUGUGAAAAUUGGAUUUUGUUAGUCCUUGAACUCUUCUCAUAAAGCUAAAGGGUUGUUGAGGUGUUUAGACUAUUUUUCCUUUUCCCUCUGUUCAGUCACUGAUGCUCUCCUUUCUCUGUGACUAUACAGCUUUUUGAGUGCAGCUUUGCCUCAGUUGCUGAAGUGCUUCAUGUUCAGCUCAUUGUCAGUUUUCAUAGCUAGGUCUACUCCUUUCCAGGGUCCAAACACUGGAUAGGACAGUGUCCCAUAUCCUCUCACUCCAAUCACUGUAUGUCUAUUCCUGUAGAAACAGGACAGGAGGUCAGAUACACAAGUAGAUCUGAAUCUUGGGGGAGGGGAACAAAACGAAAAUGAGAUGUCAGUAUUUGUAGGUGGGGAAGGAGCAUGUGGAAUAUCUUAACUGAUAUGUGAAACUGUUCAAGUCUUUUUAUCUGCUAUUCAUGUAACAAAUGCAUCCUAAAUUAUAUUGUGAAUGUUAGGGAGUUCCAAUUCCAGCUGAAUAAAUCCUUUUUUAAGUGUUGAGUCUACAAUAUUAUACUGCUUCAAACACUUUUUGUGGAAUGCAGGUGAUCACUACAAGAGCAUACCUCUGAGGAUGAAAUCUAUGUAACUUCAUUACACUGUACCAAAUAUGUUGGAGUCUGGAUGUCUAUAUAGAUAAGCUUUUGCCUUUGUUUAGAGUAAGUGUCCUAAAAUUAUUCUUCUUGCACUGAAUAUAAACACUCCAGUGUUGUUCGGGCUAGGUCAUAGGUAUCAAGUGGGGAAAUAAUUCCCAGGUGUGGGGGAGGAAAGUGUUCUAAUUACCUUGCAAACAAUCUAACCAAUUACUAAAAGACUUUUUUUUUUUUCUUUUAAUGAAAACACCUUUUGCUGCCUGUCUUUAUGUUGUAUCCCUUAGUUGUUGUGUUGGAAAUACUAGAGACACAAAUGCAUAGCAGGAUUUCUUGCUCUUUCUGUAGUGUGCAAAUAAACCAUUGUAAGCAAGAUCCUGGAAGUAAUUUCAGACUUCUGUUGGGAGCUAUUGCAUAUUUAGGAUGCCUUUGCCUGUUGAACACCUGGUAGAGACUGCUCCUUACUGCCAAAAUAGCUUAUACUCUGACAUGGAAGAUGUCAUAGCUUAAGCAUUGGUACUAGCUUGUUCUCAGGACUGUAUUUUUAUCGAGGAGCAGCUGCUAUUUAUGACUCAGUCCUUUGAGAUCAAGUAUAUGUAAAUGGUUUCAAGUUGACUAACAAUUUGAGCACAACAUAACUGUUAAUCAGUAUUUUUAUCUUAAUAUGCGAAUUGCCUUAAACUCCUGGACAGUUCUUGUGCAUACGUUAUUUCAAAGUAUCAAGAAUGAACUUAAGAUCUGCUAUCAGCUUUUACAUAGUAUUAUAUAAGAGCUAACUGUAAAUCUACAUUUGCUUCUGCUAGACCUCCUCAAAAGGUCUCCUGUCUGCAUGUUACAGCUUUUUUUGAUACCUUAGUGUAUGCUUCUUGAGUAAUCACUACAAUAAACAAAGACUUUCCAAAGUGAAAGAUUACUUUUUAUCCUGCAUUCUCACUUGGGUGACUCAAUGUUAAAUUGACUUAGCUACUUUUUCCUGUAAGGCUUUAAAAAAAUGUUACCUCCUUCUCAAUAAAGAAGGCCUGUAAACCAUGGCAGUGUUUCCCAAGCAUUGAAGCUCUGCUUGAUUGCUACCUGUGAACUAGGUUUGAAACACCUUCAACUACCUGAAGCUGUCUUACUGAAGUGUGUAUGUGCGUGUGUAUGUGCUGGAGUGGAUGGAGUCCAGCAGCUGAACUUGCAUGUCUGGUGGACCAGAGUGAGGAAAGGGUUUUAGACAGGCUGUUUUAGAAGGAACAAAUGUACAAGAGUGCUUAUACGCAGUUAAGAGACCUGGAAUACAGGGUACUAGAAAUGCUGAAGACUUUUUUUCUUUUUUUUUUUUUUUUUUCCCUCUUUUGGCCUUUGGUGAAGGGGGGUGGUACAGAUACAGCUAACCUACUAACCUGCUCCAGAAAUAGAAUUGAAUACGAACUGGCCUUCCAGCUAUGAUAACACUGACUUAUCACAGCUCGAGAAUGGCUGGACAAGGGCCGAGCGCUUGCAGAGGUAUCGCUUGUCAUGGUUGUCUCCUGCUUUCUGUAUUUCUUCUGCUCACCUGGUAGUAGCACGUGGGGGCUGGUGACAAGAGUCUCUGUGUCCCCAAGCCUUCCCCUCCCAGUCUGGAAUUGCCAGGAUUGCCUCAAGGUUUCCAAAAGAAAAGGAAGAACCCCUGGUGGUCCUGAACAAGGACUGUGACUUAUUUUGUGCAAAAGACCUGUCCAUUUCAAUAAGGUAACUGUAGAUGCGGUAUGCAUAUAUUAAAACCUGAAUAAAUUAUAAUGUAAAAUUAAUCAAUAAAGAAACUUAAAUCUC